GGUGUGAAUACACCGACGAAUCACGACUCUCGUAACUUGCAGCGCUGCGUUGAUUGGUUGAAUGACUGGUCGGUCUGCUGAUGGCAGAGGCGCGAUUAGUGUUGACAACAUCGCACUGGAUCUCAUCCCUGUUUAUCUAUUUCCCAAAGUAUUUUUAUUUGGAAAGAAUAAAGCGAAUUUGGAGGAAAGGAAAGACAUGUCUUAAUGUAUUUGAUACCUCUCUGAUGCAUGUGCCUGUCAGCUGAAGCGUGCUGGAAGAAUGCAGCCUAAAACCAGAAGAUAUGCUGGAGUCUGGCAUCAAACGAUGAGCCUGCUCUACAAAAACCUGCUGAUCAAAUGGAGGACCAAACAACAGAGUCUCCAGGAGUUGAUCUUGCCAUUGCUGCUCCUGGGCUUCCUCAUCCUCAUUAGCACCCUCAACCCUCACGUUUCAUACGGCAGUAUCAGCAGCAAAGAGCUGGAGAAUGAACGGAACCUGUCAAUCAAAGGUCUCGGCUACACCCCCAUCAACAAUGUAACCAAUCACAUCAUGGAAGAGGUGGCACGGGAACUGCUCAUGAAUGAGCGAUUAGAGAUAUUCUCCACUGAGGAACAAUUGGAGAAUGCCAGUCUCGCUGAUCCAGAUGGCUUUGUAGGAGUGGUCUUCUUGGAUUCGAUGGAGUACCUUCUGCGAUUCCCGUUUGUCCAACUCCCUCUGCCUGACUUCAGCGAAUCCAUAACACGCUGUUACAUAGACUAUGUCAACUGCCAGGCCACCAGAUACUGGUACUCUGGAUUCAUACGGCUGCAGUCUCUCAUUGAUGCUGCCAUUAUACAGAUGAAGACCAAACGUCCCGUGUGGAACGAACUAAAAGUGCGUGCAGUGAUGAUGGGACAUCCGGGUACAGUGGAGGUCCAGAAGUCGCAUUAUGCCCUGAUCUCCAUCUACCUAGUGCUGGCGUUUACACCCUUUGUCUAUUUCCUCAUUGUCAAUGUGGUGGCUGAAAAAGAGCAGCGGCUGAAAGACACAAUGGGCAUGAUGGGAUUGUAUGACUCUGCCUUUUGGCUUUCAUGGGGCCUCCUCUAUGCUGCAUUAGUGACGACCAUGUCUAUUCUCAUGGCUGUAAUAGCAACCUGUACACCCCUGUUCUCCAACAGCAACUUCUUUGUCAUCUUCCUCCUCAUUUUCCUCUAUGGAAUAUCUUCUAUUUGCUUCUCCUUCAUGUUGACCCCUUUGUUUAAGAAGCCCAAGUUUGCAAGUACAGUGGGCUUUAUACUGACUGUGGUGCUAGCGUGUCUAUCUCUUUUCACUGUUCUGAUGAGAGAUUUCCCCCAGUCAGCCGUGUGGCUUCUCUGCCUUCUGUCUCCCAGUGCCUUCUCUAUCGGCAUCACCCAGGUGGUGUAUCUGGAAGCUCAGGGGGACGGCGCAGUGUUUUCCACUCUGGGGAAUGGUCCUCACGCCCUCUAUGUUCCUAUGGUCAUGCUGUUGUUGGACUGCAUUCUCUAUCUGCUUUUAGCCAUUUACCUGGACCAAGUGCUACCAGGCGAGUUUGGCACAAGGCGCUCAGUGCUGUACUUCCUACAGCCAUCCUAUUGGUCAAAGCGCUAUGUGGAGGUGAGCUCUGUGUAUGAGGGCGAGGUCAACGGACCCCCAGUGAAUGAUGAAUCGGUGGAGGCGGUUUCUCCUGAGUUUAGAGGCAAAGAGGUUAUCAGGAUCUGCAAUAUUCGUAAAAUCUACAGAGCAAAAGACACCAAAGUGGAGGCUUUGAGAGGUUUGACUUUGGACAUCUAUGAGGGUCAGAUCACUGCCCUGCUGGGUCACAGUGGAGCAGGAAAAUCCACCCUCAUGAACAUCCUGUGUGGCAUCUGCCCCCCUACAGAAGGCACGGCAACCAUCUAUGGCUCUCCUGUGGCAGAGAUAGCAGUGAGGGCUGAGAUGAAACAGCUGGUUGGUAUAUGCCCCCAGUUGAACAUCAUCUUUGAUUUGCUCACUGUAGAGGAACACCUGAGAAUCUUUGCUGCCAUUAAAGGGAUCCUGCCGUCUGAUGUUGAUGGUGAGGUGAGGAAAGUUCUAAAGGAUCUGGAUCUAGAAAAGAUUAUGGACGCCCGGGCGAAAAACCUGAGUGGAGGCCAGAAAAGGAAGCUCUCUGUGGGCAUAGCGAUUCUCGGAGACCCAAAGAUCCUUCUUCUGGAUGAGCCUACGGCUGGUAUGGACCCAGUGUCUCGACAGCAGGUCUGGGCCUUACUGAAGAGCCGUAGAGCAGGCAGAGUUACUGUAUUCAGCACUCAUUACAUGGACGAGGCAGAUAAACUUGCAGAUCGUAAAGCUGUCAUCUCUCAAGGACAGCUCAAAUGUGUCGGUUCCUCUUUGUACCUGAAGACCAAGUGUGGGGUUGGCUACCAACUUAGAAUGUCUGUAACUGAAGGCUGUGAAGUGGAGAACAUCACAUCACUGGUCAAGCAGCAUGUUCCCAAGGCUCAGCUGUCAAGGGAGCAAGAGGCUGAGCUUACAUUCACAUUGUCUUCCGAGAGCAUGGACACGUUCCCAGGGCUGUUCACGGAGCUGGACUGUCGACCUGACCUGGGAAUCAUUAACUACGGUGUCUCCAUGACAACAUUAGAGGAUGUCUUCUUGCGCUUGGAGGCAGAGGCAGAAGUGGAUCAGUCUGAUUACAGUGUGUUUAACCAAGAAAAGGUGGAAGACGAGGGAGACGCGUCCUCUAUGGAUGACACAGAGCAGCAGCUGCUGAUGUUUUCAGACAGCAGACAUGACGCAGUAACUGGUCGAGCUCUUUGGAGGCAGCAGUUUAGCACCGUGGCCCGGCUGCACAUACUCAACCUGCAGAGAGAGAGAAAAUCUAUUAUAAACAAUUUGUCACUGUUCCUAGCGUUCUUAUGUGCAAUGGUUAUGGCAUCCUUUACCUGGAGAAACUUUCCUAGUCUUUCUGAUAAAAGACUGUUUUCACCUAUAUACCUGCUGCACCGCAACGAGACCCUUGGCAAAAACACCAUCAGCCUGCUUGUGCAAAACUCCACCGACUCUGACCUGUCAGGGUUCAUCCACGAUCUGGAGUCUCAGGAUAUUAAAGUGGAAAUGAUGAAAGAACUGGACUACAUGUCUGCUGCUCCUGUCAGCGCUGCCAUCAACGUGACAGGAUCCAGUGAGAAUUUUACCUACAUUUUAGCAUUUAACAUUACCACUAUGCACUCUUUGCCUAUGGCUGUCAAUGUGCUCAGUAACGCCCUCCUGAGAGGCUCUAAUGGCACUGGACACAUUAAAACAUGGACUAAACCCUUCUACUAUCAAAUCCCAGGUAAGGUGUCCUAUGCACUGGUUUACAUUAAGACUGUGAUUCUUGGGAUGCUGGCCGCUGGGAUGCCAGCCUAUUUUGCAAUGGACCACACAAGAGACAAAGAGUUGAAGUGUCACUCGAUCCUGAGGAUCUCUGGUCUUGUUCCUUCAGCGUACUGGUGCGGUCAGGCAUCUAUUGAUGUCCCUUUCUAUUAUCUUAUCUUAAUCUGUAUGACCAGCACCCUGUUUGCCUUCCAUUCUACAAACCUGCUAACCUUAUAUAAUACCUUGUCUGUGGCUCUGUGUCUGAUUGGCUUCGCUCCAGCCAUGGUUCUCUUCACAUACUGCAUAUCCUUCAUGUUCGUCAAGGUCCAGAGCAAUAGGGACGACUUCUCAGGGGUCUCCAUGAUAUUGUGUGUGGUUUCUGCGACCGUAAUCCAGAUAGCUCUUGUGAAUAAGAAAUAUGUUGUGGCUCAUCUCCUACACAGUGCACUGUGCUUCUUCAGUCCACUCUACCCUCUCAUGGGCUGCCUUAACUGCAUUACCAUGGCCACCUUCCUUCAGUCUCCUUAUGAUGAUGAUUUCCUGUGGAAGAAUCUCUUCAUCUCUGUUUUGUCUCCAUAUAUCCAGUGUAUUCUGCUGCUCUUCACACUUAGAUGGCUUGAGAUCAGAUAUGGAGGGAAAACUAUGAAUAAUGAUCAGCUCUGCAGGAUUUCCUCCCAAGCGAAGAGCACAACUCAGCGAAACCCAGAGGAGAACGUGAGUGAGGAUGAGGAUGAGGAUGUUCAGGUGGAGAAAGCUCGAGUGAAGGAGGCGUUGACUUGUCAGAGCUGUGAGGAGAAACCGUUGGUAGUGGUGAGUAACCUCAGCAAACAGUACAAAUGCAAGAGGGAGGGAUUUUCGCUCAGCAAAAGAAGGAAAGUGGCCACUAAGAACGUCUCAUUUUGUGUUCGCAAAGGUGAGGUUUUGGGUCUGCUGGGACCAAAUGGAGCAGGAAAGAGCACUAUCAUGCACAUGCUGUCUGGAGUCACUGAACCCACUGCUGGACAGAUUCUAAUGGGAGAUUAUGGAACAGACUUCCAACCAGUGGGAAACCCCUUGGAACAUGUGGGGUACUGUCCUCAGGUGAACUCUCUGUGGCCUAGAAUCACUCUACAGGAGCACCUGGAGAUCUACGCUGCUAUAAAGGGGCUACAGCAGCAUGAUAUGUCAAAUAUCAUUAAGCGUGUUGUCGAUGCUCUAGAGCUGAAGGAUCAUCUUUACAAACAGGCUAAAAACUUGUCUGCUGGGCUGAAGAGGAAGCUGUGCUUUGCACUAAGCAUGCUGGGAAAUCCUCAGAUAGUUCUGUUGGACGAACCAUCUACAGGAAUGGAUCCCAAAUCGAAACAACGCAUGUGGAGGGCGAUCCGAGCUGCAUUUAAGAACAAACAGCGAGGAGCCAUAUUUACCACCCACUACAUGGAGGAGGCCGAGGCUGUGUGUGACCGUGUGGCCAUCAUGGUUUCUGGUCAGCUGAGGUGUAUUGGCUCUAUUCAGCACCUGAAGGGGAAGUUUGGGAGAGGCUACAGCCUCGAGAUUAAUCUCAGGGAGGAGCUCUCAGGUCUCCAGGAGGUAGCGCUGUUGCACGAAGAGAUACUGAAGAUAUUUCCCCACGCUGCUCGUCAGGACAGUUUUGCCACUCUGAUGGUGUACAAAAUUCCAAUGGAAGAUGUGAAGUCGCUAGCCAAGUCCUUUGCCGAAUUAGAAAGUGCUAAACAGAACUUUAACUUUGAAGAGUACAAUUUCUCCCAGUCAACGCUUGAACAAGUUUUCAUGGAGUUCGCUAAAGAGCAAGAGAAUGCAGAAGAGGAGGUCGGAUCGCUUAGCACAACUUUUCAAUGGCAGAGACUGAGACAGGACAGGCCUGUAUCUCUCAAUCACACAGACAGCAUAGUACACCAGCUAUGAGCCAAUCCUGUUAAACCUUCCCUGAAGCGUUGUGUCUUCUUUAUCCUCUGUGUCUUUCUCUAUCGCUCUGCAUGUGCCAUCAUUUGCCUUAGAGCCUUAAACUGAUGGGACUCACAGGACAAUAGACUGUGGAGACUCCAGCAGCCACUAGCACACAUACAAGACAUGUGUGUGUGUGUGUGUGUGUGCUCUUGUUUUUGUGACAUAUCAGGACACAACUCUGUAUAAUGACAUGGGUACGACACAGGUAUUGCAAGCAGAGGGUGACUUAUGAGGACAUAACCCAUGUCCCCAUUUUUCAAAAUGCUUAUAAAUCAUACAGAAUGAGUUUUUUUUUUUUGAGAAAGUAAAAAUGCUCAACGUUUCCUGUGAGGGUUAGGUGUAGGGUUGGUGUAGGGCCAUAGAAUAUACAGUUUGUACAGUAUAAAAACCAUUACGCCUAUGGGAUGUCCCCACUUUUCACAAAAACAAACGUAUGGGCUGGGAAAGUCGCUUUAGCUCUGGUACUGGCACUUGCUCAGAUGGGAACAGACGCAUGACUUUAGUGUCAGCUGUAAACGCUGAGCUAGACUUGCCACUUCUUUACUUUGCACUUUUUUUAUUUAUAUGAAGAGAUUUACUUUUUUUAAUUAUAACUCUGUAAAUUCUUAUAUCUUCCGUUCACCUGAUGUAUAUCAAACAUACCAGUUCAUUGUUUCCAUAUACAUUGAGUCAGUCACUGGGAAUUGAAUAGCAUGGAGUGGGUUCCACAUUAUCAAAAUGGUACCAAAGUCUCACUCACAUUGACACCAGUGCUUUUAGGUGUCUGUAGCAUGGGAUAUAAACUUGCGUCUCUGUGUGUAUGGCUGUAUUACGUUAUUAUCCAUGUGCACUGUUGUAAGGUAAGUUUGCAGACAGGAAAAUCUCUUACAGCUGUGUGCAAACAUUCAAGCAGCAUUAACAUUGAGAUUUACCAGCAUGUAUAGGGCUAAUCUUUUUUUUUCUUGUAACCCUUUUUAGGGCUGAGUGGCCCUGCCGGUGCAUGAAGCCUCUUCUGUCUCAGCUGCACCUGGGAAAUCUAAUGACACAGUAUUUAUUUAUUUUUUUUAAUUAAUGGGUAAUACUUUAAAAUAAGAUAUUGGACAUAAGUAAAUAUAAUGGCUAAUAACAAUUAAAUACCAUUUUACUGCAUUAUAUUAAACCCAGUUUAAUGAAUUCCACUUUAUUAAUCCCCAUGUUUAUUCUUCUUAAUAUUUUUCAAUUGUUGUUUUUAAAAGCAUUUUGGAUUAAUUUGUUUCAUGACAAAACAUACAUUAAUUAAUGUUAACUAAUUAAACCUUAUUAUAAUGUAUUACCAAGUUAUUCUUCAUUAUCAGUAGAGAGCUGCUCUUCUUAUCUCUCUUCAUGUUACCUGAAGUACUGAAGAUGUCCAGUUUUUAAUUUCAGAACUCUACAAACAUGCAUUUUCACUUUGGUGCAUCUUUCUGCUGACUUUCUGAUUUAUUAAACAUUAUUAUUAAUUCAAUUUAUUUAUUUUUAUUUAUUUAUUUAUUUUUGUGGCUUCAUCUUCCCAACAAAGUUUGAUUUACAGCUAAUCAAACUCUAUUUGUCUUGUUUUGUCUGUUUUUAGGGGCACACAAUUCAACCUAAGGCAUCUGAAGUGAUGCAAAAAAUUUAAAUAAAAAGCUGUCCUCAUAAUGGAGUAAUUAAAAGACUUAGUAAUUAUGCAGAGCAGACACAGUGCAUUUUGUGUGAUAUUUAACUGUAAUUUUUGCAUGUAUAUUUUGAACAUUAUCUGUAACGUUUAACACUGACCAGUUUAGUCUUUGUUGAACUGGGUUGGAAUGGGCUGAUUAUAUUUAACACUAUCUAACAUCUAUUUAACCAAGAGAUUAAUUUCCUCCAAAGUGCAUUAUAUGAGUACUUGUGUAUGUGUGUAUUUAUUGCAUUAUAGACGGUGUCAUUGCGAGCUGCAA
Carassius gibelio (silver crucian carp) is the source of this 7173-nucleotide messenger RNA. RefSeq names its product cholesterol transporter ABCA5. The coding region runs from base 260 to 5218 and encodes 1652 amino acids. Lineage: Eukaryota; Metazoa; Chordata; Actinopteri; Cypriniformes; Cyprinidae. Gene Ontology annotation, molecular function: ATP hydrolysis activity; ATP binding; lipid carrier activity. The transcript has 39 exons. The record is from RefSeq and is a predicted model, not a curated record. Gene Ontology annotation, cellular component: intracellular membrane-bounded organelle; membrane. Gene Ontology annotation, biological process: lipid transport; transmembrane transport.